Messenger RNA from Talaromyces atroroseus, 519 nucleotides. RefSeq lists its product as hypothetical. NCBI's taxonomy places the organism in Eukaryota, Fungi, Ascomycota, Eurotiomycetes, Eurotiales, Trichocomaceae. The coding region runs from base 1 to 519 and encodes 172 amino acids. The record is from RefSeq and is a predicted model, not a curated record. The transcript has a single exon. Gene Ontology annotation, molecular function: guanosine deaminase activity. Gene Ontology annotation, biological process: purine nucleoside catabolic process.
AUGUCCCAAACCUCUGGCAUUUUGCCGUUGACGCCCGAGCAGCUAGCCUCUGGUGCACGCCAAUGCCUCGCCCUGCAACAAUCAGGACGAGAAAUCCACUCCAAGCGGCCAUUCGCAGCGCUCCUGCUGGGUCCCGACAAUGAAACCGUGCUGAUGAGCUCUCUUUCGCUCUCGCAUGUUCGCCAUGCUGAAUGCGAGCUGGCCCGCAAUGCCGCGGAUAACUACGCCUGGGACUACCUUGCCAAAUGCACCAUGGUCUCUACCUGGGAGCCAUGUGCUAUGUGUGCUGGAACCAUAUACUGGGCCCAUAUUGGACGCCUGGUCUAUCUAGCGUCGGAAAAGGCCCUUCAGAAACUUACGGGGGACGGUAAUACGGAGAACCUGACGCUUGACAUGCCAUGCCGGGGCGUUUUUGCUGCAGGGCAAACUACAGUGGAGGUUCUGGGCCCAUUGAAAACUGAGGGUUGGGAGCAGAAAGUUGUCGACGAUGCAGCGUUGUAUUGGUUGAAGGGAAAUUAA